UGCCCCAAAAUGAUAAUAGUUUCAUAAAUUUCUUUCAUCAAACCUAAACAUUGAGAUAAAACCAGAAUCAAACAUCCCAUUUUGAUCAACAUUUAGCCAUGUCUCAGUCUGACCAAAGUGGUUCAUUUACAAGAUUCACCAACCAACUCAAUCUAAUCCAACCUUUUCAAAAAGUUAAAGCAAAGAUCAAACACAAGAUUGAUCAAGAUGAUAACAAGAAGUUGGAACAUGGUAAGGUUGAUAUGAUCAGCUCUUUACCUAAUGACAUCCUUUGCAGAAUCAUUUCCUUUCUUCCUUUUGAGUCUGCUGUUCAAACUAGUUUGCUUUCAACUCGAUGGAAAAACUUAUGGAAGAUGGCUUUGGUUAAAGAUGGAAAUAAAGAUGAAGCUGUCUUUGUUGUUCUGAAUUUUGUCAAUGAUUUUCCUCAGCUUCAUCUACCUGCAAACAACUGGGGCCUGCAAUAUAACUUUGGUCAAGGCAGUGUCCUAUCAGUUGCCAUUGUACCUAAGGGUACACUUCAUCUGGAUUUCUCUGCAGGGAAACAAGAAAUUACAAGGCAAUUCAGCUUGUCCUUGGAUAGAAAACGCCACAUCAACUAUCAUCAGCCGUCUCUUUCCACUGCAUUCAAGUUGAAAUCUCUUUAUCUUGUAUCAGUCAGCCAUGUUUCUACCGAGAUGGUUUCUUGUCUGUUUUCAAACAUGCCAUUUCUUGAAAGUUUGACAAUAGCAAGAUGCAAUGGAUUACAGUAUAUACAACUUGAUGGAAAUUCACAACUUCAACAAUUAGCUGUCUUAGAUUGCUUGCAAUUGUUGUCUAUCCAGUUAGAUUUCAACUUCUACUUCAGUUUAAAGUCCUUCCACUAUCGAGGAAGAGCUGUGUCUCUUAAAUAUUACAACAAAGAUCCACUGUACUACUUCUAUUCUCCUGCAAAUGACGAUUCGCCUUUCGACCUGGAAGAUGCCAUGCUUGAUUUCAGACAAGGACCAGGCUACUAUGGCAUAAAUAGACCUGGCUUUAACUUAAUCCUUCAAAGCAUAAGAGAAAUUAAAACUCUUACAUUAUGUAGAUGGGUUUUCAAGGAACUUAUAUGCCCAGAGCUAUACCUUUUAGGUGAAGGCUUCUACCGGCUAACAGAAUUGUGGUGGAUUGAUAAUUCACUGGAGAAAUAUGAUUCUACUGCCUUAAUCUCCUUUCUUAAACUCUGUCCUCAGUUAACCAGGCUCUAUAUCACUAUUGAUCCUAACAGCUAUUACACAACAAACAUAAAUAUGUCUUUGAUCAAGGUGACGAGUCCUAUAAAAUUGAAGCAUCUCAAGGCUGUCAAGUUAGAAGGAUUUGAAAAUGAGGAAGAGGAGAUUAUACUGGCAAAGCAGUUGAAAGAGGUAUUCCAAGCAGAACCACUAUUUAUAAAGUGGGAUGGGACUGUGAGGCAACUAGUAAAAGUAGAUGAGCAGCUAAAGGAAGGGACAGAUGCAUAUGAAUUUAUUGAGAAAAAGGUUGAAAAUCUUCAUGAAUUAUGUCCUAAACAUGUUCAUAUGGACAUCUAAAUACAACAAGUUUUCACUUGUUAUUAUACUUGUAAAUUACUCAUCAAAAAGAAGAAACCAUAAUAUCAAUUUUGUAUGUUUGAGCAUGCCUUGGCUUAAAACAGAGCUGUUACUUUAAGGAAUGAUGCUAACUAUCAAUGUCUGUUACCAUGUAUGAUUGGUCCAUUUCAUUAGCAGAGGAUGUUCCAAGAUUGAUCACGUUGGUGCUUCAUCCAAUUGACAAGCUUUCAUCUCAUUGAAAAAUCCAGUUUCAUUUCAGAGAAGGCAGUAAUGUGGCUACCACUGAAGAUCAGGAGGAACUACAUCUGAAUUUCUGUAAUGGAGGACAAUGGAAUUUUCAUUGCAGCUAAUCUGUAAACCCCAAUUAAUGAACUGGCUUCACGAAUAACUGUCCUUUGUUUAAAAUCAGUAAACAAGUUGACUAGGGAAAUAGUUUCAUUUGUUAUAAAAAACUCCAGAAAUUGGUGUUUUAGGAGAAACUUCCCUGGUUUUGCUCUUUUAUUGAGAAUACCAUUCUUGAUUUCAGAAAUGGUACACUGGCUGCAUUCCUUUUGCAUGUGAAUAUCUUUUGUUUCUUCUAUUGGCUAUAAAAAAUGUCAAGACUCAAUGGAAAAUCAUUUUUGAAGUGGCUAUCUUCGUUCUUUGGGAGCGAAAAGACUUUCUAUUCAACAAUUUAACGGUGUUCUGUUGCGUUUACAGCUCAACAGAAAAUCACAGCACAGCAACCUUGAGUUUGUCUGUCCUAAAGAUCUACCCCUCUUCACCUUCAAUCUUCUUCUUCUCUUCGGGUCUUCACCUUCAUUGUCAAUUUUUCACUACCCUUUACCCCAAACUUUCCAUUUCCACCUUCAAUUUCCUUGUUACACUCUCAUCACCUGCAAACCAACAAGCUUUCCUUUUCAAAAACACCAAAGUUUAGCAGCUGGUUAACCUCUGCACUGUCAAAAUUGGGUAACGCUUCCUUUCUAGGCCAAAUGGGUAUCAGGGUUCUUUUGCCUUGGA
Messenger RNA from Durio zibethinus, 2549 nucleotides. RefSeq names its product F-box protein At2g39490-like. Lineage: Eukaryota; Viridiplantae; Streptophyta; Magnoliopsida; Malvales; Malvaceae. The record is from RefSeq and is a predicted model, not a curated record. Gene Ontology annotation, molecular function: protein binding.